UUAUACACUUUAGAUUCACUGAAGUAUGCUGCAGUAUUGAAAGAGAAAAAACAAGAUUCUUUUCCUAUACGUUCCCGGCCAUUUUCUACCACUCAUCCAAAACGAAUAAUUAAAAAAGACACACUGUUGGACAGGAAUAUAAGAAGAGAAUUUUUUACAACACACAGAGCUGGUAUGAAACUCCGAACCCUUAGUGAAAUUGAUAAAUUUUACACAGAACAAAAGAAGCAGGAAUGCCAUAAAGAAAAGAAAACAGCUGUAGCCAUGGCACAAGUUGCCCAAGAAAGAGUUAGCAUAACUGUUAAUGAAUAUUUAAAUGAGAAAAAAUAUGUUGCACAAAAGUUAAUUGAAAAAGAUAAUGAGACACUUCAGGGUGGUUUACGACAACUUCGGCAGAACAGAUUUGACUAUUUUGAAAAAGUAAGAAAGAGAAGAGCUCUGUUUCUGGAAGAGAAAACCCAAAAGGCUGCAGAUCGUUUAUUAGUUCAAAACUUAAAUAAUGAGCGCACUCUUUUGAUCAAAGGAAUGAUUAAAGUCGACCGAUUGAAGCAGAAUGAGGCUGUCCUAAAAGAGAAAAGUCUCAUCGUUCAGAAAAAACUAAAAGCAGAAAAAUAUCAAAAGAAUUUACUUAAACAAAUGAAGGAAUUUAGGGCUCAAGAAACACAUAAAAAGCACUGUGAAGAAAAAUUUGUUCUCAAUAUACUUGCCCUUCAAAAAGCCUGUGAAAGAUUCCAAGAGGCUAAAGCAAAAGUUGCAAAAGUAAAAACAAACGUAAACUUUAAAAUUAAAAAUUUGUUA
Molecule: messenger RNA, 798 nt
Organism: Galeopterus variegatus (Sunda flying lemur)
Lineage: Eukaryota; Metazoa; Chordata; Mammalia; Dermoptera; Cynocephalidae
Product: leucine-rich repeat and IQ domain-containing protein 3-like
Exons: 3
Source: RefSeq, a predicted model, not a curated record